This is a messenger RNA of Acipenser ruthenus (sterlet), 3219 nucleotides long. Its product is annotated as DNA (cytosine-5)-methyltransferase 3B-like. The record is from RefSeq and is a predicted model, not a curated record. Gene Ontology annotation, molecular function: DNA binding; DNA (cytosine-5-)-methyltransferase activity, acting on CpG substrates. Gene Ontology annotation, cellular component: nucleus. NCBI's taxonomy places the organism in Eukaryota, Metazoa, Chordata, Actinopteri, Acipenseriformes, Acipenseridae. The transcript is spliced from 22 exons. Gene Ontology annotation, biological process: negative regulation of transcription by RNA polymerase II. The coding region runs from base 23 to 2992 and encodes 989 amino acids.
AAACCUCUGGUUAUGUCUGUACAUGCAGCAUGAUUCAGAAAAGAAACCCGACACUGCGGAGAGGGGACUGGGAGCACACGGUGAACAAGCAGACCAGCAAAGAGAAGUCACUGCUACUGAAACCUGUAGCGCGCCUGUAGUAUUCGUACAGUAUUCCACUGAGGAAACGUGUGGGAUAAACGUGUGCAGUGUUGUACAAGGGGUUAAAGACAAGGUAAAUGUAGUUUUGUUUAGACAAAGUGUUUCGUUACCCGGGAAAACCCACGCCUGUGCACUUUGUAAUAGAAGAAGAAAAAAAAUUGAAACACAAUAUACAUAUUUGCCAAGACACCGGGAAAGCACUCGACUGGCAUGGGGGAAACGUGACCCCGACCCCUUUGAACCGCAAGACUGUAACGAGGAGAGAUCAAUCGGUUGUCUGUACCUAACGUCUAACUUCACAUUGCACAGCGCUCAUGUAAAUUCCAAUCUCAACGCAUUCUGUAAACUCUAUGAUGUCGGCGUGAUGCAUGUUAUUAAGGAUAGUGAAACAGAACCGGGACCAGCGAUGCCGUCAACCGAGUGUUCCUCGACCAUUGUGGGCAAAGGUGGCAAGAUGACAGCAACGGCUGUUGUGAAUGGGGAUGCAUCCAUGGACAGUUUGUCUGAAAGCAGCACUGACCCCAAGAUCACUAACGGACACCAUGGAAACAGCCCCCUUUCAGCAGGAGAGCCCCCCUCCCCAGCGAGCCCUAAACUGAACGGGGGCGCGGUCACACCAGAAGUUAGCCUUACAAACAAGCCUCCCAGCUGUAAGAAGAGAAGCAGGAGAAACUCUGACCUGGAGGACAAGACCUUGUGGGAUUCCUCCUACAAUGGGGCAAAAUUGCAGAGAAUGGCUGGCCGGGAGACAACUCUCCGACAGAGACCCCCUCAGCGGACAAUAUUCCAGGCUGGACUCACCCCUUGCAGUAAGGCACGAAGCAGCACAAGCAGCCCCAAACCAAAACCGGAUCUCAACAGCUGUGUGGUGCAGAAUGGGCCACUCUACAGCCCUGUGAGCCCCCAUGUCCCUCCGACCCCCACCCUAGAGCUGAUGGAACAGGAUUCCAAAGACUCGGCGCAGAGCAGCUCCACGUCCACCUCCCAGGACACAGGGACCCCCCCCGAAUACAAGGAUAAUAAAGGCUUUGGGAUCGGGGAGCUGGUGUGGGGGAAGAUCAAGGGCUUCUCCUGGUGGCCGGGGAUUGUGGUGUCCUGGCGGAUAACGGGAAAACGACAGGCCUCUCUAGGAAUGAGGUGGUUGCAGUGGUUUGGGGAUGGCAAGUUCUCCGAGGUUUCAGCAGACAAGCUGGAUUCGUUCAUGGCCUUCCCCAAGUACUUCACUCAAGCUUCAUACAACAAGCUAGCCUCAUACCGGAGAGCUGUCUAUCAAGCACUUGAGAUGGCAGCUGACCGGUCCGAGAAGAUAUUUCCCCCUUGUGAAACAGACAACCCUGAUGACCUGGUCAAGACCAUGCUGGAGUGGGCUAACGGAGGGUUCGAGCCCAAAGGAUCUGAGGGACUUAAACCUAAAGGAGAGAACUGGUCCCUCAAUCACCAUGUUUUUGAGGUCAGCGUCCUAGAGUAUUACCCCCCGGUCAAGAAGCAGAAAACCAACCUGUACAAAAGCAAGGUGGGGAUUGAGGAACAUUACAGUCGAGAACAAAUGGUCCAUGAAGUUUUGAAGAAUAACAGAAGUAUAGAAGAAUUCUGCCUAUCUUGUGGGAAAACGAGAGUGGUGACUUUUCAUCCGCUUUUUGAAGGAGGCCUUUGCCAAACAUGCAAGGAUAUCUAUCUAGAAAUCUCCUACAUGUAUGAUGAUGACGGGUACCAGUCAUACUGCACUGUGUGCUGUGGGGGACGGGAAGUGUUGCUCUGUGGCAAUGCCAACUGCUGUAGGUGUUUCUGUGUUGACUGUCUAGAUAUCCUAGUGGGCCCCGGGGCCUCAGAGAAUGCCAAGGUGCUGGACCCGUGGCGAUGCUACAUGUGCCAGCCUGCCCAACAGUAUGGUGCCCUCAAACAGAGACAUGACUGGAGCAUCAAGCUGCAGGAGUUCUUCGUCAACGACAACGGGCAGGAAUUUGAAAGCCCAAAAAUGUACACUGCAGUUCCUGCAGAGCAGCGAAGGCCAGUAAGAGUGUUGUCACUGUUUGAUGGUAUUGCCACUGGGUAUUUAGUUUUAAAGGAUCUUGGCUUUAAGGUUGACCAGUACAUCGCCUCUGAGGUCUGUGAAGACUCCAUUUCAGUGGGAGUGGUCCGACAUGAAGGAAACAUUCAAUAUGUGCAUGAUGUCAGGAACAUAACAAGGAAGCAACUUGAAGAGUGGGGUCCUUUUGAUCUGGUGAUCGGAGGAAGCCCUUGCAAUGACCUCUCAAUAGUAAACCCAGCUAGAAAGGGUCUGUACGAGGGCACAGGAAGGCUGUUCUUUGAGUUUUACCGCUUGCUGAAUGCUGCUAAACCGAAAGAAGGAGACGACAGGCCGUUCUUCUGGUUGUUCGAGAACGUGGUGGCCAUGGGGGUCAACGAUAAAAGGGAUAUUUCUCGCUUUCUGGAGUGCAACCCGGUAAUGAUUAAUGCCAUUGAGGUGUCAGCCGCACACAGAGCUCGAUACUUCUGGGGCAACCUUCCUGGAAUGAACAGGCCCUUGUGUGCUUCAGGCAUGGACAAGCUUCAGCUUCAGGACUGCCUAGAGCAUGGGAGGAUAGCAAAGUUCGGAAAGGUGCGUACCAUCACGACGCGGUCCAACUCCAUCAAGCAGGGCAAAGACCAGCAUUUCCCUGUCUUGAUGAAUGGAAAGGAAGACAUCCUGUGGUGCACGGAGCUGGAAAGGAUCUUUGGCUUUCCGGUGCACUACACUGACUUAUCCAACAUGGGCCGGGGCGCGCGACAGAAGCUGCUGGGCCGAUCCUGGAGUGUCCCGGUCAUCCGACACCUGUUUGCUCCUCUUAAGGACUACUUCGCUUGUGAAUAGAGACCAAUGAGCCUCUUUUUUUUUUUUUUAAGAUUGUCUACUUGUUCAUCAUUCAAGUGUUUUUAGGAAGAAGAAAACAUUACUGGUCCUUUUAGACCUUAUAGUUCUGUAUUGCUAACAAAAUAUAUAUAGUUUAUUGAGGGUAGUGGAAUAGGAUAUAAUGGGAUGUGGAAAUUGAUCUAAUAUCUCACAGUGUAUAUUCGUACCUCAGAACGUUAUGCUGCUUU